Messenger RNA from Magallana angulata, 2849 nucleotides. Its product is annotated as mucin-2-like. Lineage: Eukaryota; Metazoa; Mollusca; Bivalvia; Ostreida; Ostreidae. The transcript has 6 exons. Bases 24 to 2849 code for a protein of 941 amino acids. The record is from RefSeq and is a predicted model, not a curated record.
UUUAUAAGCAUACACCACAGACGAUGAAAAGCCAUCCGGACAUUCACCAGGACUUUGAGCCCAUUCCGGUUAAAAGUGCAUCAAGACGAAAAAUAUGGCUACCAUUCCUGGUGAUAGCAACAUUGAUAGUAGCAGCAGCUGUAAUCACUACUGCUGUGUUACUUGCUUCAAAGAACGACGAGAACAAUAAGUUCUCCGAAGAGAAGCCAUCUACACCCAAAUCAUUUGAAGCAACAGGAAAGACUUCAUCGCUAAAUGUAAAAAGGCAUUCAUCAACCAAACAUGAUUCUGCAACAACAAGACCAACGAUGACAACAGCAAAGCUUUCAUCAUAUUUUAUCACGUCGAUUACAAAAUCAAACGUUUCAGCAAAUGCAAUAACAUCUAGAAUACCAUCAACACCAUACAUUGCAAGUAAUGCUAUCAUGAAAAAUACAGCAUCCUUUUCAGUAAAUCAGGGAAAGACAACAACAAGUACACCGACUACAGCAAUCUAUUCGACGACUACUUCUACGAAAACAACAACUACACCAGCAACGAGGUGUUAUUCUACAACUACCUCUACACACACACCUACACCAGCAACAAUGCUUUAUUCUACAACUACCUCUACAACGACGAAUAAACCUGCAACAAGGUUCUAUCCUACAAUUACUUCUUCAACGAAAGCUACACCAGCAACAAGGGUUUUUCCUACAAAUACUUUUACAACAACAAUUACACGAGGAACAAAUUUUUAUCUAAAUUAUACAUCUACAACGACAACUACAUCAGCAACAAGGUUAAAUCCUACAAAUACUACACAUACACUGGCAAAAGCUAUUUUUCCAACAACUACUUCUCAAAAGACAACUACGCGUGCAACAACAGUAACAAGGUUUUAUCCUACAAACUCUUCUCCAACGACAACUACACCAUUAAAAAUGUUUUAUCCUACAACUUUUUCUACAAUGACAACUACACCAGCCACAAGGUUUUAUCCUACAAUUUCAUCUACAACGAUAACUACAUCAACAACAAGGUUUUAUCCUACAACUACUUCUACAACAAAAACUACAUCAGCAAGACGAUUAAAUUCUAAAACCAAUUCGACAACGACAUCAGAAACAAUGUUUUAUUCUACAACUUCUUCAACAAUGACAGCUACACCAACAUUUUAUCUAAAUUAUGCAUCUUCAACGACAACUACACCAUCAACACGGUUUUAUCCUACAACUACUUCUACAACAGCAACUGGACAAGCAACAAGGUAUUAUCCUAGAGCAAUUUCUUCAACGUCAACUACACCAGCAACAGGGUUUUAUAAUAUAACUAUUUCUACAACGACAAUUUCAACAGCAACAAUGUUUAAUUCUACAGCGACUUCUCCCACGACAACUACACCAGCAACAAGAUUUCAUCCGACAAUUACUUCUACAACGUCAACUAAACCAACAAGAAGGUUUUAUCCUACAGCAACUUCUACAAUGACAACCACGCCAUCAACACGGUUUUAUCUUACAACUUCUUCUACAACGUCAACUACACCAGCAAGAAGGUUUUAUCCUACAACUAUUUCACAAAUGACAUAUAUUCCAUCAACAUGUUUUUAUCUUACAACUACUUCUACAACGUCAACUACACCUACAAGAAGAUUUUAUUCUACAACUACUUCUACAAUGACAACCACACAAUCAACAUGGUUUUAUCUUACAACUACUUCUACAACGUCAACUACAACAGCAAGAAGGUUUUAUCCUACAACUAUUUCAUCAAUGACAUAUACACCAUCAACACGAUUUAAUCCUACAACUUUUUCUACAACGUCAACGACACCAGCAACAAGGUUUUAUCCUACAACUACUUCUACAACGACAACUACACCAGCAAGAAGGUUUUAUCCUACAACUACUUCUACAAUGACAUAUACAAAAUCAACACGAUUUAAUCUUACAACAAUUUCUACAACGUCAACGACACCAGCAACAAGGUUUUAUCCUACAACUACUUCUACAAGGUCAACUACACCAGCAAGAAGCAACAAGGUUUUAUCCAAAAACUACUUCUACAACGUCAACUACACCAUCAAGAAGGUUUUAUCCUACAACUACUUCUACAAUGACAUAUACACCAUCAAAACUGUUUUAUCCUACAACUAUUUCUACAACGUCAUCUCCACCAUCAACAACGAUUUCUCCUACAACUACUUCUACAUCGUCAACUACACCAUCAAGAAGGUUUUAUCGUACAACUAUUUCACGAAUGGCAUAUACAGCAUCAACACCAUUAAAUACUACAACUAUUUCUACAACAUCAACUCCACCAACAAUAAGAAGGUUUUAUCCUUCAACCACUUCUACAAUGACAACCACGCCAUCAACACGGUUUUAUCUCACAACUUUUUCUACAACGUCAACUACACCAGCAAGAAGGUUUUAUCCUACAAAUAUUUCACCAAUGACAUAUAUUCCAUCAACAUGGUUUUAUCUUACAACUACUUCUACAACGUCAACUACACCUACAAGAAGGUAUUAUCUUACAACUACUUCUACAACAUCAACUACACCAGCAAGAAGGUUUUAUCCAACAACAACUUUUACAAUGACAUAUACACCAUCAACACGGUUUUAUCUUACAACUUCUUCUACAACGUCAACUACAACAGCAAGAAGGUUUUAUCCUACAACUAUUUCACCAAUGACAUAUUUACCAUCAACAUGGUUUUAUCUUACAACUACUUCUACAAUGUCAACUACACCUACAAGAAGAUUUUAUCCUACAACUACUUCUACAAUGACAACCACACCAUCAACAUGGUUUUAUCCUACAACUAUUUCAUCAAUGACAUAUACACCAUCAACACGAUUUAA